AUCCAGGUCGACGCGGCGGAGUCGACUCCUUCGCUUAGCAGUCGGUGCGAAGCCUCCCUUCGCAAUCAGUCAGUCGAUGGCGGGUUGGUCUGGUCGCAGUGAGGUGAUGCGAGGUCGCCUCCUUCGCAGUCAGUUGGUGCGAAGCCUCCCUUCGCUUCGCUUAGCAGUCGAUGGCGGAGCCUCCUUCGCAGUCAGUCGAUGCGGAGUUGCCUCCUUAGUGGUCAGUCGGUGCAAACCUCCCUCUCAGCCGAAUGCCUUGAACAUCCUCGACCUCGGCGCCUCUACCUUUCCGUCAACCUCGGCGCCCCCGUCUUUCCUAGCCCCUCUCGACGACGACUUCAUGGACGAGCGUCAGAUGCUUCAUCGACGAGCCGUGUCGUCUCCUCUCGGACGACGGCGAGUCGAGGCUGUUCUUCUCAGCGCGCAGGACCCUGCUUCACAGCGCGCAGGACCCUGCUUCAUAGCGCGCAGGGCCCUACUUCAUAGCGCGCCGGACCCUGCUUCCCGACGCGCAGAAUCCUGCUUCAUAGCGCGCAGGAUCCUGCUUCACAGCGCGCAGGAUCGCCGAGGAAGAGCAUCACCCCCUUCCUUCGUCCCCGCCUCCGUCGUUCGCUUCCGUCGUCCUCGCCUCCGUCGUUCCCUUCCGUCUUCCCCGCUCCGCUCCCCCCCUUCCCCUCACCUCACACUCCCUUCCCUCCCGUCAUCCGCUUCGCCCUUCCCCUCCCUCACGCCAUGAUCAUGGCGCCCUUCCCCCCUCCUCCCAUCCACACGGCGGUGUGCUCCUCUUUGGCGACCGACGAGCUCAAGCUCCUCCCCCUCCCCCUCCUCUUUCCCCUCUCCCUUCCCUCCUGUCCUCUCCCUCCCCUCCUGUCCUCGCUUACCCCUCCUGUCC
Molecule: messenger RNA, 892 nt
Organism: Schizophyllum commune H4-8
Lineage: Eukaryota; Fungi; Basidiomycota; Agaricomycetes; Agaricales; Schizophyllaceae
Exons: 1
Coding region: 77-736 (219 amino acids)
Source: RefSeq, a predicted model, not a curated record